This is a messenger RNA of Durusdinium trenchii, 2007 nucleotides long. The record is from the annotation of a GenBank genome assembly. NCBI's taxonomy places the organism in Eukaryota, Dinophyceae, Suessiales, Symbiodiniaceae.
AUGGCCUCUGUUGCUUUGCCGCUUCCAUGUGCCGCUCACAGCCUACUCUUCCAGCCGAGGGCUGGAAGGGCCAUCCAGCAACCGGUCACGACCGGCUACAGCGUGCACCGCUGUUCGGGCAGAGCCGCACAGCGCAGAGCACAAAGCAUCGACGGACGCGGAGCACAUGUGCCGCACGGUGGCACAUCGCCACGAAGUGUUUGGGCGUUGCUGCUGGAAUUGGCAGAUGGCCGCUGCUGGGUCUUGUUGGGCUUCGGCUUGCUGCUGGUUGGAAGCAGCAAGACCGUGGGUUUUUUGGCUCCAUUCGCCAUGCGGAAAGCCGUGAAUUUCCUGAGCCGCUGCGACCUACAGGGACUCACUUGGCUGCUGAUUUUUGCUGCACUCAAAGGCCUGAGUCAAGCGCUGAACAACAGCAAGACAGCCCCCCAAGCCUUCAUCGCUCGCCCAAUGGGUAGGCGCUUGGCCCAACGGCUUUUAGCAAAGCUCUUGGCAUUGGAUUUGCAGUUCCAUGCCUUGCGCCGGACGGGGGAAGUGCUGCGAAAGCUCGAGCGUCCGCCCCGGGCUGUAGAUACAUUGCUGAGAGCUUUGUUAUUCACAUUAGUGCCCAUUGCCUAUGAAUCCACUGUGGUCUUUUUCCUGCUCCUCUCCAAAGCAGGCAUAGAUGUCGCGGUCACCGUGCUGUGCACUGUUGUGACUUACUUCCUCUUCACAAGCUGGAUGAGUGUGGGCUGGGUGGCACGUGCGCGAAAGAAGGAGAACCGCUUCGAUGACGCCCAGGCCUCCGAAGCCAACGACGCACUGCUAAACUGUGAAUCAGUUCGUCUUAUGACUGCAGCGCCCCGGGUUCUGCGCCGUUUCGACCGCUUUUGGUGGCAGCUGCAGCAGGGGCAGAUUUCCUCGGACCUGGCAGCGACGGUGCUUGCCGGUGGCCAGCAGGCCAUCACUGCGCUGGGAAUGGGUGUGGCUUUGCUCCUGGUGGCACGCCGGGUGGUCACAGGCUCCGCCUCAGUGGGCGAUGUACCCAUGGUGCAAGGCUUGAUCUCCCAGCUUUGGGCGCCUUUGCAAUUCCUCGGGUUCUACAUCCGGCAAGCACGGCAAGCUUUGGUUGACUUGGAAGAGGCUCGGGCUCUUCUUUCCUCAAAGAGGUCUCCUUUGGAGCUCGCAGAAGCAGCUGAGAGGCCAACACAAUCAGAGGAGCUGGUUGCAUUGCACAACCUGCCGCCGUGCACGGAGGGAUGUCCUUUGGUCGAGUUUCGAGAUGUGUGGUUUCGAUACGAACGUGGAUUGCCAUGGGUGCUACAGGGCCUGUCCUUCUGCAUUCAGCCAGGAGAGUUCUUCGUGAUUGUUGGCCCUUCGGGAAGCGGGAAGAGCUCCUUGGGACGCUUGGUGCCAAGACUUUUUGAUGCCUGUGAAGGCAGUGUCCUCUUCAAUGGCGUGGACGUGCGCCAUGUGACCUUGGGUGACCUGCGAGAACGCUUGGCCGUGGUGCCACAGGAUGUGGUGGUGUUCAAUGCGAGCCUGCGACAGAAUCUGUCGAUGGCCCGGCCGAAGGCCACCACGGAAGAAAUGACCGAGGCCAUUCGCGCAAGCGGACUGGAGAAAGCGCUUCUAUCCGGCAGCAGCGGUCUGACCAUGCAAUCAGUCGUUGGCGAGCGUGGGCUCCGUUUGUCGGGUGGUGAGCGGCAACGACUCUCCUUUGCAAGGGCAUUGCUGAGAGCACCAGACACGGAGCUGCUGAUUCUAGAUGAAGCAACCAGCGCUUUGGAUGCUGAGACUGGACAAUUCCUGCUGCAAAGUUUGCAAGAGUUGCGCCAAGGUGGUGGCAGGACUCCAGCCAUUCUGGCCAUCACACACCAGCUACAGAUGGCCAAAGAAGCUGAUCAAGUGCUGGUGUUACAGGAAGGAAAGGUUAAGGAGCGCGGCAGUCAUGAGGAGCUUUUGCAGAAAGGAGGAGCGUAUUGUGAUCUUCUGAAAGCAGCCGGUGAGAAGGCGAAACUGGACGAAUGA